This is a messenger RNA of Octodon degus (degu), 3185 nucleotides long. RefSeq names its product mannosidase alpha class 2B member 1 (gene Man2b1). Lineage: Eukaryota; Metazoa; Chordata; Mammalia; Rodentia; Octodontidae. Gene Ontology annotation, cellular component: lysosome. Gene Ontology annotation, molecular function: carbohydrate binding; alpha-mannosidase activity. The record is from RefSeq and is a predicted model, not a curated record. The coding region runs from base 47 to 3073 and encodes 1008 amino acids. The transcript is spliced from 24 exons. Gene Ontology annotation, biological process: mannose metabolic process.
UAUCCGGGCCCGGGAACACCCUGAAGGCUGCGGUGGCGGCCGAGCUAUGGGUGCCCUUUCGCUACCUUUCGGGGUCGGUGCUGGCCGCCGCCGGAGCCCCGUGGGGUGCCGUAUGAGUUUCUGCUUCCUGGGUCUGCCGCUCCCGCCUGUCUCGUUUCUCUUUUUGCUGUUGCUGGCGACGCCUGGCGCUUGGGCCGCUGGAUAUGAGACAUGUCCCACGGUGCAGCCAGACAUGCUGAAUGUGCACCUGGUGGCCCACACACAUGAUGAUGUGGGCUGGCUCAAGACGGUGGACCAGUACUAUUAUGGCAUCCAGAAUAAUGUCCAACAUGCAGGGGUGCAGUACAUCCUAGACUCCGUCAUCUCUGCCUUGUUGGCAGAGCCCACCCGCCGCUUCAUCUAUGUGGAGAUGGCCUUCUUUUCCCGUUGGUGGCACCAGCAGACGAACGCAACACAGGAAAUCGUGAGGAGCCUGGUGCGCCAGGGGCGUCUGGAGUUUGCCAAUGGCGGCUGGGUGAUGAAUGACGAGGCAGCUACUCACUAUGGUGCCAUUGUGGACCAGAUGACACUUGGGCUGCGCUUCCUGGAGAACACAUUUGGCAAUGAUGGGCGCCCUCGUGUGGCCUGGCACAUCGACCCCUUCGGCCACUCCAGAGAACAGGCCUCGCUGUUUGCCCAGAUGGGUUUCGAUGGCUUCUUCUUUGGGCGCCUUGAUUAUCAAGAUAAGCUGGUGCGGAAGAAGAGACGGGAAAUGGAGCAGGUGUGGAGGGCCAGCACCAGCCUGAAGCCCCCUGCUGCUGACCUUUUCACCGGUGUGCUCCCCAACAAUUACAACCCGCCAGAGGGGCUCUGCUGGGAUGUGCUGUGUGCUGACAAGCCUGUGGUGGAUGACCCCCGCAGUCCUGAGUACAACGCCAAGGAGCUGGUCAGCUACUUUCUGCAGCUAGCCACUGCCCAGGGCCAGUACUACCGCACCAACCACACCGUGAUGACCAUGGGUUCGGACUUCCAGUAUGAGAAUGCCAACAUGUGGUUUAAGAACAUGGACAAGCUUAUCCAGAUGGUCAACAUGCAGCAGCAGGCAAAUGGGAGCCGUGUCAAUGUGCUCUACUCCACCCCUGCCUGUUACCUGUGGGAACUGAACAAAGCCAACCUCACCUGGUCUGUGAAGAAGGAUGACUUCUUUCCCUAUGCCGACGGCCCCCACAUGUUUUGGACUGGCUACUUUUCCAGCAGGCCAGCCCUCAAACGCUAUGAACGCCUCAGCUACAACUUUCUGCAGGUGUGCAAUCAGCUGGAGGCGUUGGUGGGCUCGGCGGCCAAUGUGGGACCCUAUGGCUACGGAGACAGCGCGCCCCUCAAUGAGGCGAUGGCGGUGUUACAGCAUCAUGACGCUGUCAGUGGCACCUCGCGGCAGCACGUGGCCAAUGAUUAUGCAAGCCAGCUGGCAGCCGGCUGGGGUCCUUGCGAGGUUCUUCUGAGCAACGCGCUAGCCAAGCUCAGCGGCUCCAAGGAGUCCUUUUCUAUCUGCCGCGACCUCAACAUCAGCUUCUGCCCGGUCAGCCAGACAUCCGCGCACUUCCAGGUCAUCGUUUAUAACCCCCUGGGGAGGAAGGUGGAUCAGAUGGUGCGGCUGCCUGUCAGCGAAGGCCUUUUCCUCGUAAAGGACCCCAGAGACAAGACUGUGCCGAGCAAGGUGGUGGAACUUCCCAACACUGGCAACACAGAACUCCUUUUCCCAGCAUUGGUGCCUGCUUUGGGCUUCAGCAUCUACUCCGUAACCCAGGUGUCCAUCCGGAGACCCCGGGCCCACCUUCGACAGCCCAGGCCCCAGAAAUCUAGGUCCCCCAUCCUGUCUAUCAAAAAUGAGUACCUUCAGGCUACAUUCCACCCUGACACAGGGUUCUUGAGGACGAUUGAGGUCCUGGACCGGAAACUCACGCUGGCUGUGAGCCAGGCCUUCUUCUGGUACAAUGCCAGUACUGGAGACAAGCAAAGUGAUCAGGCAUCUGGUGCCUACAUCUUCAGACCGAGCCAAGCAAAGCCAAUUCCCGUGAGCCACUGGGCACAGACGCAGCUGGUGAAGACAGCCUUGGUGCAGGAGGUCCACCAGAACUUUUCUGCCUGGUGCUCCCAGGUGGUUCGCCUGUACCCUGGUCAGCGUCACCUGGAACUUGAGUGGACAGUGGGGCCAAUACCUGUGGGGGACAAGUGGGGGAAGGAGGUGAUCAGCCGCUUUGACACACCCCUGAAAACCCUUGGAGUGUUCUACACGGACAGCAAUGGCCGGGAGAUCCUGGAGAGGAGGCGGGAUUAUCGACCUUCUUGGGAUCUAAACCAGACUGAACCGGUGGCUGGAAACUACUAUCCAGUCAACAGCCGCAUUUACAUCACGGAUGGGAAGAUGCAGUUGACGGUGCUGACUGACCGCUCCCAGGGGGGCAGCAGUUUGAGAGACGGCUCCCUGGAGCUCAUGGUGCACCGACGGCUGCUGAAGGACGAUGGCCGCGGAGUGGGAGAGGCAUUGCUGGAGUCUGGGUCCGGGGUGUGGGUGCGUGGGCGUCACCUUGUGCUCCUGGACACGGCCCAUGAGGCAGCCGUGGGACACCGGUUGCUGGCUGAGAAGGAGCUGCUGGCCCCGCAGGUGGUGCUGGCCCCAGGGCGCGGCUCCUCCUACCACCACAAGGCAGCCCCGAGCAAGCAGUUCUCAGGCCUGAACAGGGAGCUGCCGCCCUCUGUGCACCUGCUCACCUUGGCCCGCUGGGGACCUGACAUGCUGCUGCUGCGGUUCGAACACCAGUUCGCCCUGGGGGAGGAUUCAAGCCGCAACCUGAGUACUCCUGUGGUCUUGGACUUGAGGGACCUGUUUUCCACCUUCACCAUCACUCACCUGCAGGAGACUACUCUGGCAGCCAAUCAGCCCCGGGCCAGCGCCUCCAGGCUCAAGUGGACACCAGAGACUGGUCCCACCUCCCACCCCACUGUGCCCAGGCUGGACCCUGCCUCCAUCACGCUGCAGCCCAUGGAAAUCCGCACCUUUGUGGCUUCAGUCCAGUGGAAAGAGGAUAGCUAGACCUGCGGGAGGUGCCCUAGCUCUGGGCAUGCGGCCGACUCCCUAUCCUCCUCUUGGUGCUGCCGCCGCCACCAUCCACAAAAGCCAUUAAAAUUCUACUAGUGAGAUUCAG